GAGGUGUAAGCGCUCGGUCUGUCACAACAAGAGGAGUUAUUUCGUCAAGAUGGGUAGAGUUGCCGGACUCUUCAAGUCAGCAUCGUUUCUGAUCAAGUUGAUGGAACUGGUUAUAUCGGUUGUCAGCGUAGGGCUGUUGGCAGGACUGGGUGGAAUCGCUACUGACAACCAUAAGUUGGCACUCGUGUACGGAACAGUCAUUGGAUUCAUUAUGGUCUCUGUCGUUACCAUUUGUGCAAACGUUAUCGACAACGGUUUGCAUCGGACGCUGAUAAUGAUGAUCAGCCUGCCUGCAGCAUUCCUCUUCUUCGCUUCCGGAGCCAUAAUGAUCCAGUCUUGGGCCACAGUCUCAGGAGUGUCUUACCGCGUGCUUGUCUCUGGCAUCAUAGCCUUCUCCAACGGCAUCGUCUACCUCGUCGAUUCGGCGCUUGCGUACUUCAGAUAUGGCUAACAUUUGUCGGCAAUUACGACUACCGAUGAGCCCACAGUGGAGGUGCCUUGCGAAACAUUGCUUGAAGGUGGUGAUGGACCAGGUGAAGACAAUGCCCAGAAGAGGUACACGAGAGAGCGCAUGCACUGAUCCACGGACCGGGUCAAUAGGUUGUAGUUUGGGAAAUUUCAGGCCAAGAGCUUUAGAACUGGAUGUGAAGGUAGUUUUAUCUUGCCACUCAGGACAGCGUUCAAGAGACCACGAAGUUUAAGGAUCUCUUUUUGUGAGACACAGUGUCCUGCACAGGUGUGGAUAGAACUUACAUGGGCUCAAAAGAUCUGGUUCCCGUGAGAUUAAGUAUGCGACGAAUUCUACUUACUGGCAAACUGGGACAUUAAUUUAUUGAUUUGUAACAUGUCUUGAAUCUAACAGUUUUAAGAAUAAUCUACCACGCUAGAUCUGAGUCACUUAUGGCCGUUAAGUCUGGCAAAUGGUAGCCAACGUUUCUCAAGGGCGCGGGAUGUAAUACCGUGUAGUCUGGUAGAUAGUUACCAAAAUUUCGGAAGAACACGCUGCCUUCAUUUUAAGAAUAUAGAGGCUAUAUGUCCCUCUUAAAUGUUGAUAAUCAUCUACAAGACUACACGGUGUCACAUUCUAGAAUAUUCCAAUUUCAGAAUUUUCUUUAGCUGUCAUUCCUACUUGUGUUUGCGGGACAGAUAUCUCUGUCAGUAAAGUGAGAGGAUUACAUGUUGGUCUACUGAGGUUCGACUCUCGGUGAAGGCAUUUUUGCAGUCAUGUCCAGGGCGUAAUCAGCUUCGUAUGCCAGUGGUACCUUAUGUCCUUUCUCCAAGAGUAAUGCGUCGGGAUUCUGCGCUGAAGUUUAAUAUGUGUGAGACUGUACUCCGUUGCCCCCCAUACACACAUAUACACGCUCAUACAAGUAAUUCAAGUAAAGAGAAACGAGGUGUUAUAACCCAGAAAAUUAAAUUGUUAUUGCAAAUAUUUUCACUAGAAUGUCCUGCGAAAACAAAAGUACUAACUGGUCUGCAAUGUUCACUUUUAUUGAACACUGUAAGUGAUAAUAACAAGGAAUAAGAUAUGACUUAACGGUAGAAUAUGUAAAGUUGUCCCUGUGCUUAAUUCGGCACCAAGUCGGUAAGAUGUUUCUAAGAACGGAGGUAUAGCUCCAAGCAUUCCCGAUCUCGGCACUACGUGGAGAUGAAAGAUCAGCUUCACGCCCCAGUACCUUAGACCCAAAGAAGGAAUCCCGUCAACCCAAGAGCCAGUCUCAGGGAAGUCUCUUGUCCCUGCCCGGAAUCGAACACAAGAGUUCUGACCGCCCAACAAGCAGCUCGAGUCGCAUGGACCGAGCUUUCGCGGCUUCUUCACUUAACAGUAAGCUUCAUUAAACAUGCUUUUAACUUGUCUUAUUUUACCGACAAAAUGUGAUGAUUUGCACAUGCAAGUUACACAGAGAAACAGGAGCCAUAGAAGUCUCAUCGAUACUAGCAAAAAGUUAUUACUCGUAGAAUGACGAAACCAAGGAGAAUGAGAUGGGCAGGGCGUAUAACAUGCAUGGGAGAGUAGAGGUGUGCAUACAAGUUUUGUUACGAAAACGUGAAGGAAAGAGGUCAGUAGGAAGAUCUAAAAAUAGAUGAGAGAAAAAUGAAUUUCAAAGAAAUAGGAUGAUGGCAUGGAAUGGGUUGAUCUGGCUCAGGAUAGAGAGUAGUGAUGGGCUCUUGUGAAUACGGAAAUGAACCUUCGGAUUCCAUAAAAAGCUGCUAAUUUAUUUGAACGGCUGGACAACUGAUGGCUUCUCAGAAAGGAUCCAGCUCCAUGGAAUUAGUUAGUCAGUCGGUCUUACAAAAUGAACCAUGUCAAGACGUGACGGAAGCAAUAAUGGUUUCCGGAAGUUCCGGUCCCAUUCUCAGGCUGCAAGAGAACGAGAGACCCCAGGUGCGAGUUUGGCUGAAGAGCCGGAUAUGACGUGAUGGCUAGGACAUGCGUGUGCUGAUGCGACUAGACGGAAUAAUUCUGCAUCACGCGUCCGUGACGGCUAUUACGAAACUUCAAGCUCCAGACAGAAUUUCACGGAGCAAAUUAAUAUAGCGGACAAGGACCCGUGUUUUUAUUUGGAAGAGCUCGGUUCAAAUCUCGGCCGUGACACUGU
Molecule: messenger RNA, 2600 nt
Organism: Cryptotermes secundus
Lineage: Eukaryota; Metazoa; Arthropoda; Insecta; Blattodea; Kalotermitidae
Exons: 4
Coding region: 50-451 (133 amino acids)
Biological process (GO): septate junction assembly
Source: RefSeq, a predicted model, not a curated record